CAUCACAGGCCGUGUUUGAUAACAUUGAGGAUCCACAACAGUAGGACGAGGACGAGGACGAGGACGAGGACGGUGACGGUGGGUGGGUUAAUUCAGUUACUAAGCGAGUUCAAGAAACCAGCAGAGGAUUAAAGCGUAUUAAUACACCUAAGACGUCAAAGCAGAUCUCUCUACCUCUGCAUCCAGUGCUUUCCCAGUUUUUGUGCUGUCAGUGUGAUGUCAGCAGUCUGUCUCGCGCGCCUGGCAAGGUGCAGUGGUCCUCACGUGGGACGUAAUGGUCUUUUACAGACGGCCCUAGUCCCACUUUCAUUCCAGAAGGACAGCCACCUCCAGUUCACAUUCUUCCGGAGACAUCUUUACAGCCCUUCAGAAAAACGUCACAGCAACACACGCUUUGAUGCAGACAGCAGUGGCCGCCCAACUACUUGGGAUUCAUUUGGCAUCUGGGACAAUCGUAUUGAUGAGCCCAUUCUGCUGCCUUCCAGCAUUCGCUACGGCAAGCCCAUUCCCAAAGUCAGCUUAUCGAAAGUAGGCUGUGCCUCACUCAUCGGUCAACGCAAAGGGAAUGAAGACCGCUUCCAGGUCUCCCAAAUGACUGACAGCAUCCUCUACUUUGCUGUGUUUGAUGGGCACGGCGGCCCAGAAGCGGCUGACUUUUGUGAAAAAUACAUGGAAAAAUUCAUCAAGGACCUUGUGGCAGAGGAGUCCAAUCUGGAAGUAGUUUUAACGAAGGCCUUCCUUGAAAUAGACAAAGCUCUUGCAAGGCACUUCCACUUCUCUCCAAAUGGUAGGUUCUUUCAUGUUACAUGUAGACAGAUAUACUGUGUGUAUAUAUACACAUACAUGUAUUUAUGUAAUGACACUUUUUUCUUCUCUCUUCAAAACCUAACUUACUUAUCCUACUUAGGCUUUGAAGCCUUGGAUAUCCCAACUGACUUGACCCAAGCACUUUUGGUUAGAGUACCCGGGGUGAACGCAGGAACCACCUCCACUGUGGCCCUGCUGAGGGACGGCAUCGAGCUGGUGGUGGGCAGUGUGGGUGAUAGUCGCGCCAUGAUGUGCCGCAAGGGCAAGGCCCUUAAACUCACUGUCGACCACACUCCUGAGAGGAAGGAUGAGAAAGAGAGGAUAAGGAAAAGUGGGGGUUUUAUCACCUGGAAUAGUCUGGGACAGUCAAAUGUCAACGGCAGGUUGGCCAUGACGCGCAGCAUCGGAGACUUUGACCUGAAGAAGACGGGGGUCAUUGCUGAGCCUGAAACCAAGAGAAUCUCGUUGCACCACGCCCAUGACUCGUUCCUGGCGCUGACCACAGACGGCAUUAACUUCAUUAUGAACAGUCAGGAGAUCUGUAAUGUCAUCAACCAGUGCCACGACCCCAAGGAGGCAGCUCAGAGAAUAUCUGACCAGGCUCUUCAAUAUGGCUCAGAGGACAACAGCACAGUUAUCGUGGUUCCCUUCGGCGCUUGGGGAAAGCACAAGGGCUCGGACCAAAGUUUCUCCUUCAGCAGAAGUGUUGUGUCCAGCGGUCGCUGGGCGUAGUCAGCAGGACGGUGGACGGAAAGAUUGUGGUCUGUGGACCUAAUAAAUUUGUGCAAUACAAUCGAACAAUAGUGCCCAUGUGGAAACAUUA
Molecule: messenger RNA, 1630 nt
Organism: Sebastes umbrosus (honeycomb rockfish)
Lineage: Eukaryota; Metazoa; Chordata; Actinopteri; Perciformes; Sebastidae
Gene: ppm1kb
Product: protein phosphatase, Mg2+/Mn2+ dependent, 1K
Exons: 7
Coding region: 217-1539 (440 amino acids)
Biological process (GO): protein dephosphorylation
Molecular function (GO): protein serine/threonine phosphatase activity; cation binding
Source: RefSeq, a predicted model, not a curated record